Molecule: messenger RNA, 848 nt
Organism: Lycium ferocissimum
Lineage: Eukaryota; Viridiplantae; Streptophyta; Magnoliopsida; Solanales; Solanaceae
Product: protein PEROXIN-4
Exons: 6
Coding region: 151-624 (157 amino acids)
Source: RefSeq, a predicted model, not a curated record
AUCUUAAAAUAGAUUGGUAAAGCUCAUCAAACCCCUUUUAUAACUUUUUUAAUUAUCCCCCAAAGAACUCCUUUUUCUUUGAUUCAGAUCAAAUUUAAGGUUUCUCUGAGCUUUGAAGUGCUUGUGCUGAUUAUAAAAGAGUGAAUAAGGAUGCAGGCUUCAAGGGCAAGACUUAUCAAGGAGUACAAAGAAGUACAGAGAGAGAAAACAGCUGAUCCUGAUAUUCAAUUAGUUUGUGAUGAUUCUAAUAUCUUUAAAUGGACGGCUCUUAUUAAUGGACCAUCUGAAACUCCUUAUGAUGGUGGAGUAUUCCAGCUCGCUUUCUCAGUUCCAGAGCAGUAUCCUUUGCAACCUCCUCAAGUGCGGUUCCUGACCAAAAUAUUUCACCCAAACGUUCAUUUUAAGACUGGAGAGAUUUGCCUUGAUAUUUUGAAGAAUGCAUGGAGCCCAGCAUGGACACUCCAGUCUGUUUGUCGAGCUAUAAUUGCUUUGAUGGCUCAUCCUGAACCUGAUAGCCCGCUAAACUGUGACUCAGGCAAUCUUCUUCGAUCCGGUGAUAUCAGAGGAUUUCAAUCAAUGGCAAGGAUGUAUACUAGGCUUGCAGCAAUGCCCAAGAAGGGAUAAAAACAAUGAGCUACAACCGUGUUCACACAACUUGUAAUAAUGGCAUUAACAAAAGUUCAAUUGUUGCACAUUUGCUUAGUGUUCUGUAACAGUGUGCAUGAAACUAUAUAAAUCACUUUAUCAGGGUUUUUUUGUGUCUUUAGUAAGGUGGAAUUGUAAAAAUGAUCUUGGUUGUUGUACCUUGCAAAGACUUCAUGAGUAUCUUGUGCAUGUUUUCAUCAGAA